This is a messenger RNA of Aspergillus nidulans FGSC A4, 1712 nucleotides long. Its product is annotated as putative MFS transporter. Gene Ontology annotation, biological process: transmembrane transport. Gene Ontology annotation, molecular function: transmembrane transporter activity. Gene Ontology annotation, cellular component: membrane. The record is from RefSeq and is a predicted model, not a curated record. NCBI's taxonomy places the organism in Eukaryota, Fungi, Ascomycota, Eurotiomycetes, Eurotiales, Aspergillaceae. The transcript is spliced from 10 exons. The coding region runs from base 1 to 1512 and encodes 503 amino acids.
AUGGGAGUCUUGGAUCGCGAAACUGAAGGCAGCAAAAACAGCCGCAGCCCGUCGCGCGAGAAGGCUGACGAAGUGCAGAUGGGCUUGGAAUCGCCGCAACCUGGCGAGCUUCCGCUGCUCACUGCGACCACGGAACGCAAGCUGAUGGCCAAGGUUGAUUGGCACGUUGUUCCCUGCCUGUGCAUCAUGUACCUGCUUGCUUUCUUGGACCGAGUGAAUAUCAGUAAUGCGGCAGCUCUAGGCCUGAAGGACGACUUGAACAUCGCCGAAGGAACAAAAUAUAACACGGCGCUGACCAUUUUCUUCGUCCCCUACGUUCUCUUCGAAAUCCCGUCCAACAUUCUACUUAAGAAACUGAGGCCUCAUGUUUGGCUUUCAUUGUGCAUGUUCACGUUCGGUGUUGUUACGAUCUGCCAGGGUUUGGUCACAAACUGGGGCGGGCUGAUGACCACUCGUUGGUUUCUUGGCAUGUCUGAAACAGGCAUGUUUCCUGGGUGUUUCUAUCUGCUAGGAAUGUGGUACAAGCGCAGCGAGGCCCAGAAGCGAUUUAGUUUCUUCUUCAGCUCUACUUCGUUGGCCGGUGCGUUCGGCGGCGUCCUCGCCAGUGGUCUUGGUAAAAUGCACGGUGUCCGCAAUUUGGCUGGAUGGCGAUGGGUUUUCCUUAUUGAGGGUGUGCUCACUGCCGUGGUUGCCAUCAUCUUAUUCUUCUUCCUCCCCGAUUUUCCCGAGGAGGCUAAGUGGCUCACUGAGGAAGAGCGCGCGUACAUGCGCGCAAAGCUGGCUCAGGAUUCUGGAGAGGCAGGAGAAGAUACCCGUAUGGGCUGGCGCGAGGUUUUGGCCGUUUUCAAAGACUACAAGAUCUUUAUUGGUGGCUUGAUGUAUUUUGGACAGAUUGUCACAGCUUAUGGCUAUGCUUAUUUUGCGCCAACAAUUAUCCAAUCCUACGGAUAUGGACCAAUUCAAACGCAGCUAUACUCGAUUCCACCUUGGGCGGGCGCAUUCGGAUUCUCCAUGUGCAUCGCAUACAUUUCUGACAAAUUCCGACAUCGUUUCGCAUUCACUAUAAUCCCGAUGCUGAUUUCCAUGGCUGGAUUGGGUAUCCUCAUGAACGUGCAUGAUAACCGCGAUGUUCAAUACGGUGCGCUAUUUUUGGUCACAGCGGGAUGCUACAGCGCCAUGCCUGUGGUUGUUUGUUGGUAUGCUAUGAACCUAGGUGGUCAUCGGCGGCGCAGUGUUGGAACUGCAUGGCAGGUCGGGUUCGGUAACAUUGGCGGUAUUAUCGCGACGUAUUCGUUCCUUGCGAAGGACAGGACGAAUAACUAUUACACCGGCUUCAGUAUUGGUAUAUCUUUUCUUGCGUUUUCUUGCGCCUGCUGUUGCGUCUACUUCGCGGCAGUGUGGCAUCAAAACCAGAAGAAGGACCGAAUCCUAGCGAGUGGUGACCCUAGUUACCUGGAAGAGGAUGAGGCGGUCCUGGGAGAUCAGGCGACGAAGUUCCGUUAUGCGUACUGAGCCUGUAGAGGGUCUUUCUUACGCCGUUAUGACUUUGGACGAAACCCUUCAGAGCUCGUACUAGGGCUAGGGCUGGAGCUAUAUACCCACAAAGAAUAUAUAUCCAAAUACGAUAAUCUCUUAUCGAAUGGCGAAAUAUAAUAAUGAGGAAAAGUGACACAGAUAAAAUUACACGAAAGAAUCCACUAUUAUUUUGAUGU